This is a messenger RNA of Peniophora sp. CBMAI 1063, 498 nucleotides long. The record is from the annotation of a GenBank genome assembly. Lineage: Eukaryota; Fungi; Basidiomycota; Agaricomycetes; Russulales; Peniophoraceae.
AUGCCUAGGUCCCGUCGCUCAGCUUCAGUUGCAUCCCGCCAAUCCAGCGACGACGAACUUCUCCUGCGGUCGUCGGUCUCCGCCAGCGGCGAUACCGACAGCGUAGUUGAAACAACGGACGCCGAGACUACGGACGCCGAGAGUACGGAUGAAGAGACACGCCGCCUCCGCGCGCUGUUCAGCCCCUUUCGUCCUUCCGAUAGCGAGGACGACAUCAUGUACACCAAUCCCCGUCCUGCAUCCGAGUUUUUUCACGAGCAGCGUCUCGAGUUCCUCGUAUCGCAGAUUCCCGAAUACGAACAUGCGUGCGAGUUGGGCGGUCCCGAGUUAUUCAUUCGCCGCGUCUACGAGGCUUAUAUUCAGCGUUGGCCUGAAGACCACCGCCGUCUGCGCCAGUUCAAAUCCGACUACUACUAUCGCGCGGACGGACGCAGGAGCGGGCCGUGUUCCGCCGUGUGCAGCCGUAUCAAGGCUUGGUUUAUGAACUUAGACAUCUAG